Molecule: messenger RNA, 909 nt
Organism: Rangifer tarandus platyrhynchus (Svalbard reindeer)
Lineage: Eukaryota; Metazoa; Chordata; Mammalia; Artiodactyla; Cervidae
Source: the annotation of a GenBank genome assembly
AUGGAGAGCCUUCCCACGCGGGGAGGCCAGCACCUCCCCGCGCAGAGGCACAAGCCAGACCAGAGCCCUUGGGGUCAGCAGGGAGGCGACCUCGGCUCACGGGCAGGGGGAGGACAUCAGAGUGCCCUGAAGAGGCGGGGCUGCGGGGUGAGCACCGAUGCUCCCAGAACAAAGAGGCACACAGGGAAGAAGGAAGAGGAAGAUGGGCUGGUGGAGGUGAUCCUGGGCGACUUGGGAUGCCAGGUCCCAGGAGGGAGUGGCCCGCUCCUGCCUGGUUGGAAGAGCUGCUCCCGGAGGCUUCAGGGCCCUGGAGAGGGUCUUACUGCUGAGGCCAGCCCGCGGCAUGGAAACCCAGCCACUUGGCGGGACCUCGGGCUCCAGGGAACGCGGCAUGUCAGCGCCGAGCCACCUCCAGCGCCUAGUGCUUGCAGCCAGAGCCCGGCUCUGGGGAGACGGGAGGAGCCCACCUCCCCACCAGCAGGGGCCGGAGCGGUCACUCAAGCUCACAGCAACUGCAGACUGGGCCAAGGGCAAGCCGCCUGUGCUGGAGAAGACAUGCUCGUUGCCUGCACAAAACUGAAGCCCAGCCCCAGAAGCCAGAAGACACACCACCUGCUGGCUCAUCAGGGAGGCGGCACUGCAGCUGCUCGAGGGCAGACAGGGCGCGGUGAGGGGGUGGGGGAGGCGCCUCCGGCCAAGCGUGGCCAAGAAGCGGCCCAGGUGGAGCCCGAGGGCCCCAAGGCGGGACUCGAGCCCCACACAUCCGGGCACAGCUGGGGCCUGGCCAUCAUCAAGAAUGUGGGUGACACGCUAAUCCCGGGAAGUGCCUAUCGCCAGUCCCACGUUGCAGACGAGACGACCGAGCCCCGGGAGCUGAAGGAACUGCCUGAUGCCGCAGAGCUCCCAUGA